AAACGUCUCUUUCAAGGAAACAGGACCCGAGCAACACUAGCCGGGGGAGGAGUGGUGCGAGUUAUGCUCGUUGAUGCUUAGACCACAGUUCUUCCUUGAUACAAUAAUGCUUACUUUUUUAUUUAGCAGAACGUAAUAUAAAGGCUGUUUUAAAAGGACUUUACAUCAUGGCUACUACUGAAAAUACAGAAUCGGGCUCCCCAGAGAACAAGGCAGAACGCAGAACUGGCAACUCAGACACCAUGUACCCCUUGAAAGUGCUCUAUUGCGGAGUGUGUUCCUUGCCAACAGAGUACUGUGAGUAUAUGCCCGAACCGGCCAAGUGCAGGCAGUGGUUGGAGAAGAACUUUCCAGAUGAAUUUGCCAAGAUGGUUGUAGGGAGUACACCGAAGCAGGAUGCCGCGGAUGGAGAGGCACCCUCUCCCGGGGAGGAGGAGGAAAAGAAGAAGCAGAAGAGAGGUGGGAGGGGUCAGAUCAAACAGAAGAAGAAGACUGUUCCCCAGAAAGCAACAAUAGCCAAAAUUCCCCGAGCCAAGAAGAAAUAUGUGACUCGCGUGUGUGGCCUCAACACAUUUGGCAUCGACCUAAAAGAAGCGCAGCGGUUCUUCGCUCAGAAAUUUUCCUGCGGUGCUUCAGUAACAGCAGAGGAUGAAAUCAUCAUUCAGGGAGACUUUACGGACGAGAUCAUCGACGUCAUUCAGGACAAGUGGCCUGAGGUGGAUGAUGACAGCAUUGAGGACCUUGGAGAGGUGAAGAAGUGAAAAUCCAGUGUGCACUUUUACUAAAUCGCGACAUGACCGAAUGACAAGGCCAAAUAUAUCCACAUACAACUGGCAUUUUAUAUCUCUUUUAUUUACUGUUUAGAAACAGUGGACUUGGCCCCUUUUUUCAUGGUAUUUUCCGGUUCUGUACAGCUGCUUUUGUCUUGGUUGCCAAAGGUCUCAUUUGAUUGUGAAUUCUUCCAGUUCUGCUGCACUAAGGCAAUCUUUAGGUUAAUAAAUAAUCAGUUUGGUCUCA
Messenger RNA from Brienomyrus brachyistius, 1017 nucleotides. RefSeq names its product density-regulated protein (gene denr). NCBI's taxonomy places the organism in Eukaryota, Metazoa, Chordata, Actinopteri, Osteoglossiformes, Mormyridae. The coding region runs from base 168 to 761 and encodes 197 amino acids. The record is from RefSeq and is a predicted model, not a curated record. Gene Ontology annotation, molecular function: translation initiation factor activity; mRNA binding. Gene Ontology annotation, biological process: translation reinitiation; formation of translation preinitiation complex. The transcript is spliced from 8 exons.